Molecule: messenger RNA, 1169 nt
Organism: Salvia splendens (bonfire salvia)
Lineage: Eukaryota; Viridiplantae; Streptophyta; Magnoliopsida; Lamiales; Lamiaceae
Product: probable carboxylesterase 2
Exons: 1
Coding region: 113-1096 (327 amino acids)
Molecular function (GO): hydrolase activity
Source: RefSeq, a predicted model, not a curated record
CUCCUAGUCCUAGUGCUAUGUGGCUGAAUAAUAUCAGUAGCUAGGCCUAGGAAGAUAUGUACCAUGAAUAAUUGCGUAUAGUAUAUAUAAGAGUGAUGAGUGAUUAUACACUAUGUUGCAAACUGAUUCUUCACUAAUCAUCAUCCUUUCCUUUGCUCUCAUCAAUAUAAUGGCCGACGAAAUCUUCCUCGACUUCUCCCCUUUGUUCAUAGUCUACAAAAAUGGCACACUCGAGAGGCUUACCGGCGAAGAUGUCGUCCCUCCAUCUCUUGAUCCACCCACCGGAGUCCAAUCCAAAGACGUCCCAAUCCCAGCAGAGUUCAACCCCAACCUCUCCGCCCGGAUUUACCUCCCGCCCAACGCCGAUCCAGCCAAAAAGCUCCCGCUUCUCGUCUACUACCACGGCGGCGGCUUCGUAGUCGAUUCCCCCUUCUCCCCGCUCUAUCACAAGCACCUCAAUCUCUUAGUCGCACAAGCCAACGUCGUCGCCGUCUCGGUUAAUUACCGGUUAGCCCCCGAAUUCCCAAUCCCGGCCGCCUUCGAGGAUUCAUGGCGCGCUCUCAAGUGGAGCGCCGAGGGAAAUGAUGAAUGGAUCAAUGAAUUCGCCGAUCUGAAGCGUGUGUAUUUAGGCGGGGACAGCGUGGGCGGGAAUAUAGCACAUAACAUCGCAAUGCGGGUCGGGUUGGAGGGUUUCAAGUUGGAAGGGAUGUUCCUGAAUUGCCCCGCCUUUGGGGGCGAGGAUCCGAUUGGGUGCGAAACGGCGGAGGAGUUCAAGAAGAGGGCGGAGUAUUCUAAGAGACUGUGGAAAUAUGUUUGCCCGAGCUUGAGGGAUCGGGACGAGGAAUGGGUGAACCCGGGUAAGGAUCCGAAUAUAUCGGGUUUGGGUUGCGGGAAAGUGCUGGUUUAUGUUGCGGGGAAUGAUUACCUCAAGUAUAGAGGAUGGUAUUACACAGAGGUGCUGACCAAUUGUGGAUGGAAGGGAGAAAUCGAGUGUGUUGAGGUUGCAGGGGAAGACCAUGUUUUCAGUGUAAAUACUCCAGAUAAUGAGGUAGGAAUCGAUAUGAUCAAAAAAGUGGCUUCCUUUAUCAAUAACUAAAUCAAUUAUCAUGACGUUCAUCGCAUAAUGUCUUUAUGAUUUAAAUAUCUAAUAAAUGGGCAUUUAUUCGAAA